Messenger RNA from Amoebophrya sp. A25, 1021 nucleotides. Lineage: Eukaryota; Dinophyceae; Syndiniales; Amoebophryaceae. The record is from the annotation of a GenBank genome assembly.
AUGAGCUGGGACAUCUGGAUCUGUUGGAGAGCACCACCACCAACUCACUCUCGGGAGGCUCUUAUCAGCCCGCCACGCGGGGACACGACAAUGGGCGGGAUGUCUCGGAGAACUCGGCGGCAGGACGCUCCUCUUCCACGCAUGAGAACACUCUCUCCAGCAGCAGCAAAAGCAAUGUUGACGAGGCCGUUGUUCAGCAGGACAAAACCUUUGCGCUCUCUCUUUCCGUCGGAGAGGGGGGCCGCUAUUGUCGGGAAGUGCAGCGCAAAGAGCAGGAAGAGGCUAACGCCGCUAAAAAAGAGGCAAAACUCUGCAAAAAGCUUCGGAAGGCUGCGUCCUCGCCACAUUACUAUGAGCCCGAAAAUGCGACCCCCAAGAACAUCCUCGCACGACAAGAGCAGGUACUCACAAAUUAUAAGUGUAUGGUUCCUAGUUUUAGUUUUUCACCUCUGAAGUUCUAAGGUUAUCCCAUGAAACAAUAAGUAUAUAGUAGUUUCUAGUUAUUGUGCGUGUGACAGUGUCGUGGUAGUGAAGUGACUGGUUGUGCUGAAUUCUCAAUUUGAAUAUUUAGUUAUUUGGGAAGUAGAGUUUUUACUUACUUACACGGUAAUCUGGUGUUCCUUUCUAACAUGGAUGAAUUCGUGAUGUUUUUACCCAAUAAUUGCGGACUAUGACGAGGAGCACAUGAGUAAAUUAGUGACCGCCCGCCCCUGCUUCUUCUAUAGAUAUAUUAAUUUUUGUGCAUUUCAGGCUGGCGCUGUGUGACUUCGUAGACUACGUCCAUUAGGAGACACGAAGCUCGCGAGACGAAUUGAAAAAAAUAAUAAUACACAGACCUCUAUUUUUCACUGAGUAUUUUUUUAUUUCGUCUUGCUUCAGGCGAAGAGCGGCAUCAACGAGAAAGGAGAUGACGGAUGCGACAAGAAGACGGAUCAGACAAGUUUUGAGGGUAUGUUUCAGCCCUUCGGAUGCUGCGUUGUGCGGCUACCAGCGCGAGACAUGCGACCAACGGCGCAGAUGA